UGCAUUGUGGUACCUUUUUCCAUGAUUGCGUUCUGACCCCAGUGCAACUCAGUGUAAACAAGCAUAACAGUAGGGUCGGAAACUGCUGUAAAACUAGCUAAUUUUAUGCUGAAGAGGAGAAUGGAACAUAUCGCGAGCGAGCCUGCUGUGUGUGUGCUGUGCAGUAGUAUAGCUAGCUAGCUAAGCAGCCAGCGUGGGAGUCUAAUCAGAAGACAGGUAUCCAACUGUGAAGUUGAUUCGGUUUGCUCUUGCCAUCCCCAUAAUCAUCCGAGUGCAGAAGAUUAAGGAGCCGUGUCAACACUUCUGUUCGGGAUCUUUCAGUUAUCCUGAUCACUUUAUGCAGUGAGUGGAGGGGAAUAAUCGCAUCGCCCGACCAUGCUCACAUUUAAAAAAGGAAGAGCUGCCUCGUGAUUUUACCACCCUCAAGCGAGAGAGCGAGGGAGAAAUCAUCAUCAACCACAGAGCGAGAGGAGAGAUCAUCAUCAACCACAGAGCGAGAGGAGAGAUCAUCAUCAACCACAGAGCGAGAGGAGAGAUCAUCAUCAACCACAGAGCGAGAGAUCAUCAGUCACUCACGGAAACGACGCUGAGGACUCGUCACGACAGAGAGACGUCCAUUCCCCUUUCCAGUUAGCUAGCUUCUCAAACCUCCUCGCUUCCUUCCAACGUCCCCCCGGUACUACCCGAGUUGGGCAACGGUAAUCACGCGCCUCCGCCUGGACUGACAACCCCAGAGGAAGAGGGCGAGAGGCACGGCUCCCUCGGGUCCCCCCCACGCUUCGUGGAGAGAAUCGCUGAAAUGAGAUGAGGCUCAGAAAUGGAACGGUGGCGACUGCGAUAAUUUUCUUCACGUCGUUUCUCAGCCUGUCUUGGUACACAUCCUGGCAAAAUGGCAAAGAGAAGUUGGUAGCGUACCAGAGGGAGUUCCAUGCCCUGAAAGAGCGCCUCCGUGUGGCCGAGCACCGGACCCUGCAGCGCUCCUCAGAGCUCAACAACAUCCUGGAGCAGUUCAGACGGGUCAUCGCUGAGACCAACGGCAGCAAGGACGCUCUCACCAACUUCUCAGAUGAGACCCAGAAGCUGCUGAAGGAGCUGGCCAGUAGGAAGCCUCUCCAGGUGCCAAACAUCUACCACCACCUGCCUCACCUGCUCAACAAUGAGGGCAGCCUGCACCCCGCUGUCCAUGUCGGCCUGGGCCGCACUGGAGUCUCCAUGGUGAUGGGUAUUCCUACCGUAAAGCGUAAAGUGAAGUCGUACCUGGCUGAGACGCUACACUCGCUCAUCAACAAGCUCUCACCUGAGGAGAAACAUGACUGUGUCAUCAUAGUCUUCGUAGGAGAGACGGACACAGAAUACGUCCAAAGCGUGGUGACCGGACUGGAGAAAGAGUUUUCUAUAGAGUUCAGUUCAGGUCUGUUGGAGGUGAUCUCUCCUCCUGCCAGCUACUACCCUGAUCUCAAAGACCUCAAAGAAACCUUCGGAGACUCCAGAGAGAGGGUCAGAUGGAGGACCAAGCAGAAUCUGGACUAUUCCUUCCUCAUGAUGUAUGCUGUGAGCAAAGGAGUCUACUAUGUCCAGUUGGAGGAUGACAUUGUGGCCAAACCAAACUACUUUGCCACCAUGAAGAACUUUGCCCUACAGCUCUCCUCUGAGGACUGGAUGAUCCUUGAGUUCUCCCAACUCGGCUUCAUCGGUAAGAUGUUCCAGGCUCCAGAUCUCAACCUCAUAGUAGAGUUUAUCCUCAUGUUCUAUAAGGAGAAGCCCAUUGAUUGGCUACUGGACCACAUCCUCUGGGUCAAAGUGUGUAACCCAGAGAAAGACGCGAAGCAUUGUGAGAGGCAGAAGUCGAGUCUGCGUGUGCGGUUCAGGCCCUCUCUUUUUCAACACGUGGGGCUGCACUCCUCUCUGGCCGGAAAGAUCCAGAAACUCACUGAUAAGGACUUCCUGAAGCCCCUGCUCCAUAAGAUCCAUGUGAACCCGCCUGCUGAGGUGUCCACAUCUCUCAAGGUGUACCAGGGCCACACUUUGGAGAAGACCUACCUGGGAGAAGACUUCUUCUGGGCCAUCAAUCCUACUGCUGGAGACUACGUCCUCUUCAAGUUUGACAAGCCCAUCAACAUAGAGAGGUUCCUGUUCCGCAGUGGGAACCAGGAACACCCUGGAGACAGGAUAGAGAACACCACUGUAGAGAUACUGCCCUUCUCGGAAACUGGACCUAAGUCCAAAGAGAAAUACAAGCGAACUGAUGACCGCUUCUACAGAGUCGGUCAGUUUGAGAAGGGUGUGGCUGAGGGGGCUGUAGACACCUCCUUCAACCCGGUGGUGGCGCUGCGUCUCUCUGUUGUCCAAGACUCAGCUGUCUGGGCCAUCCUCAGCGAGAUUCACAUAAAGAGGAGAGCAGGCUGACAAAACGCGGGGGGCCACAUCAAUCCUGGCCCCCAGCCCCGGGGUGCUCGCAGACGCACCUAAAACUGAUUGACCAGGGGCCUUCUGCCACCUAGCAACCAGCAGUGACAUCAUCAGAGCGCACCAGAGCCGCUCCUCUCAGGGUUUCUAAGGGCGCUGUCACUCGAUUGCUUUCUCUCUAUUUCUGCCUAUCCUUUCCUCUCUCUCUCGCUCUCUUUUUGCGUGAAUGUGAAUACUACUGUACAAAAAAGAGCCAGAUGUAAAAUAUCAGAAGUCAUUUGGUGUGUCCGGAAGAAAUCCGUUUCCAGCUCUGACUGUGGAGGUAACGCCGAUGCCUUGUGACUCGGAGAGACACACCUCAGCUGAUCUGAGAGGCUGAUGUCACCAGGACGCUGGUGUUGUACAUGCUGCUCUCUGCUCCAUGUGCUCUUCCUCUCAGCCUCUCUGAUCUGUUCCACUGAGGUAUUGCACUCACUGGAGCCAUAGUGGAGCCCCCUGCUGGUGACUGAAGUGACUGAAGAAUGGCUCCAUCAGCCUCAAAGACUUGUUGAUUUUUGUUCUUUUCCACAGAGUUGUGUGUUUUUGGUAAACAGCAGGUAAUAAAUAGACAAACAAGUUGUCAGUCUUUCUUAUGGUGAAGAUAACUGCCUUUAUCACUUCCUUCUUUUGAAGGGGAUUACAAUGACGAUGGCAAACGAAGCGGAAACUAAAUGUGGUUCCCCAUUUUUAAAGUGACAGGUCUGCCAAACUAUGCCCUGGGUAGAAGUCACCCAUAGGUGCAGAUCUUGGAUCAGCUUGCCUUGCUCAAGUCUCAACCCAAACCAUUCUGGGCAAAACACCUGAAACUUACCUAAGAUCUGUGUCUGGGGCAGUUUCAUCCAGUGGAGGCUGCUGAGGGGAGGACGGUUCAUAAUAACGGCUGGAAAUGAGCAAAUAUAAUGGCAUCAAGCACAUGGAAACCAUGUGUUUGAUGUAUUUGAUACCAUUCCACUGAUUCCACUCCAGCCAUUAUCAUGAGCCCGUCCUCCCCAAUUAAGGUGCCACCAACCUCCUGUGGUUUCAUUUUAUUCCAUGAAAAAUCUUUGCGACUGAAGGAAACCACAUCUAUCUUUCUACUUCCUGUUUGACAGGAAGUCAGUCUGAAAGACCUCUAGUGUCCUUUAAGUGGUAAACUAAUCAGACUUUGGCCUUGACUUUGCUCACCUGAAGGGAUGUAUUGCUAUAUUAAUUUUAUUAUUAUUAUUACGACAAUGACGACGUAUGAAGGUGAAUUAAUUUAUUUCAAAUAAAUCUUUCAUUUGUACAAGAGGUUCAAAGAAAACAAAUAUUUAUGCUACGGUAGUUGAUGUGUGCGUGCAUGUGUUCUUUUUGUUCCCGAAACGAGCUGCUUGGUAUUUCAUGUUGUCUUGUCCGCUGGUUGGUUGAGAAAGAGGUUGAAUCGAACUGCUGUUCCAGAGUCAGUUUUUGUAUAACAUUUCUCAGAUGGUCAAAGUUAAAAUGACAUCAGAACAGGCCUUAAGCCAGAGAUCCUGGCUGAGGUUGUGCUAGAUCCAUACCCAUGUGCCUUAAAGUCCCGCUCCUCCAUAAUGAGUCCGGAGCAGAAAUUCCCUUCAUUCACUCCCUUCCCUCUACCCUACAAUAGAGGAUGUUGACUCUUUUGAAGGGAUUUGAGGAUUUGAUCACGUGAUACAAGAUUUACAGAUGACAGGGGUAACGGUUCCUCCAUAACUCUCCACCAAUUGUACAGUAUGACUCAUAAUAAUAAUAAUUUUAUAUGUCAUUUAGCUGACGCUUUUAUCCAAAGCGACUUACAGUCAUGUGUGCAUACAUUCUACGUAUGGGUGGUCCCAGGAAUCGAACCCACUACCCUGGCGUUACAAGCGCCAUGCUCUACCAACUGAGCCACAGAAGGACCAUCAGCAAUGGGGGAUUCAUUCACUUCAUUACAUUUUAUUUUGAUGACUUCACUAUAUUGAAAUGAUAUAUUGAACAGAUGAUCAAAUGCUAUUUCGAACGUUGCACUGAGUUUUCAACUUACAGUUUUGAAUGCUCCAUUCUUUAGUUUUUUGCUGUUGCUGGGCUUUCAUUUACCAUCUCCCCGUUGGUUAUGUCAUUUUACAAUUCUGACAUCAUCAGUGAGUUCUACCCCAUGUGAUGUCUGAUUCUGUCCAAUCAUUCAAUUGGAGACUGCUGGCAGUGGUUAGACAGGAUGUUGCAUUUAUUCUAUGUGCCAUCUAGUUGCAGACGGAUGCAUUCGUACCAGUGGAGGCUGCUGAGGGGAGGAUGGCUCAUAAUAAUGUCUGGAACAGAGCGAAUAGAAUGGCAUCAAACACAUAGAAACCAUGUUUGAUACCAUUCCACUCAUUCCGUUUCAGCCGUUACCACGAGCCCAUCCUUCCCAAUUCAGGUGCCAUUAACCUCCUGUAAUGCUGACGGCGACGCUCCCCUGGGGGCGCAUCUUAUCUACUCUGAUUAAAGAGCCAUUUGCAUUGCUCUUUAAUGCAUAGGUAGGUUCAGGAUAGGUCAAAAUGUGUGUGUUUUUUUUUUCAUGAGAAAUGUUUAUACAAUAAGAGAUUUUAUGAAGAUUGAGUUUUUCUAUCAAAAUUCCAUCAACAUGAGAGAAGAUUGUGAUCGGUUUGAUUGGGAGUGCUAUUUUAAAUGUCAAACAUGUGCAUGCACGCACGUCCAAUUCUAAAUCAGCCCCUACAUCACAGCACUUAAUGUUGGUCGAGUAGGGUUGGACAAAUACAGUAUAAGGAAAAAAUCCCAGCUACACUGUCAGAGGGCAAGCUGGUGCCUACCCAAAUCUUUAAAUAAAAACUCCUAGGUAGGAUGAAGACUAGGGGUGGAUUUAGAAAGCGGGACACUUUGUACCAGGUUUGCUUGUCUGUAAAUGUCCUUUAUUUAUUGUGUGAUUGAUUGAUUGAUUGAUUGAUUGGUCAACUUUUUGAAUGGAGCUGGCCCCUCCCCUGAGCCCCCUGGUCAAACCAGACCCUCUCGCUCACACCUGGGACUUUAUUUAAAGAGCGCAACGGAUUAGAACCUUCAUAUAGAAAUCUAUGCUGUAGAUCUGAUAUGAUUCUCUGUGUAGAAAUGGGAAUCGUGCCAGAUCUAUACAUUACAUUUCUAUCUGCAACGCUCUAGCGAAGGAUUUGCAACCUCCUGAAUUAACCUCUUCUUAAGGUGGAGGACGGCUUGAGCAGAGGGGAACACAAACUGUGUUUCUCAAUAGUUUAAAGGGGGUUACUUCCAACCUUUUUUUGUGCCCUUCAUCCACGCUUAUCUAAGAUUGUUUAGAAAAGCAAUAUGGAGGUAAGCCUAUUAUUGAGUCGCUUGCCUAGACCCUAGAGGUAGAUGAAAGGUAAGAGACAGACAGUCAGGCUCACCCCACCCCUGCCUGCUUCCACCUUCUCUGUUCUCCCCAUCAUGUCAUGUGCCUUCAUCACUUCGUUAGUAUAUCUGCCUCUGAUGAUUCUGGCAUGAAUUUACAUGGACAUCAUUGAAAUAAAUCAAAAUGGUUGAUACAAAUCACA
Messenger RNA from Oncorhynchus keta (chum salmon), 5939 nucleotides. RefSeq names its product alpha-1,3-mannosyl-glycoprotein 4-beta-N-acetylglucosaminyltransferase A-like. The coding region runs from base 805 to 2406 and encodes 533 amino acids. Gene Ontology annotation, molecular function: acetylglucosaminyltransferase activity. NCBI's taxonomy places the organism in Eukaryota, Metazoa, Chordata, Actinopteri, Salmoniformes, Salmonidae. The transcript has 16 exons. The record is from RefSeq and is a predicted model, not a curated record. Gene Ontology annotation, biological process: protein N-linked glycosylation. Gene Ontology annotation, cellular component: endoplasmic reticulum-Golgi intermediate compartment; Golgi stack; endoplasmic reticulum.